Molecule: messenger RNA, 357 nt
Organism: Rattus rattus (black rat)
Lineage: Eukaryota; Metazoa; Chordata; Mammalia; Rodentia; Muridae
Product: hepatitis A virus cellular receptor 1 homolog
Exons: 5
Coding region: 1-357 (118 amino acids)
Biological process (GO): phagocytosis, engulfment; positive regulation of mast cell activation
Cellular component (GO): cell surface
Molecular function (GO): phosphatidylserine binding; virus receptor activity
Source: RefSeq, a predicted model, not a curated record
AUGAUGCCCCCUCAAGUCCUCAUUUCAGGUCUCCUACUCCUUCUCCCAGCAGCUUGGACCACCACUGUGACAUCAUCAGAUCAGCUUUGGAAUAAUCACACCGAUGUGGACCCAACACAAUCCCCCCUGAAGAUCUCCACUAAGGACCUCUAUAUUGGAACCUCUGUGUCUGCUGCACUCCUGAUCCUCCUUGCAGGUGUCCUGGCUGUCCUAAAGUACAGACACAGAAGAAAGAAGAUCCUGGAGAGUGCUGUUGUCUUCCAUGGAUUUCAGAAUGGAGUUUUUCAAAGCACAGAGCAAUCCCAAGCUGUAGACGUCUAUGUCAUCGAAGACAGUAAAGUUCCAGUUGCCCAUUGA